This is a messenger RNA of Labrus bergylta (ballan wrasse), 1684 nucleotides long. The record is from RefSeq and is a predicted model, not a curated record. Lineage: Eukaryota; Metazoa; Chordata; Actinopteri; Labriformes; Labridae.
GUGUCAAAUUCCAAGAGAGAGGAGAGGAGAGGGGAGCCAGAGAGAGGGGCGCAAGGUUACAUCAUUGCAAGUUUUUUGCAAAAAUGGGGGAUGAUCGACCUUUUGUGUGCAGCGCUCUUGGCUGUGGACAGAGAUUUACCAAUGAGGACCACUUGGCUGUUCACAAACACAAGCAUGAGAUGACACUGAAAUUUGGACCAGCCAGGACUGACUCUGUCAUUAUUGCAGACCAGACACCUACUCCCACCCGCUUCCUAAAGAACUGUGAAGAGGUUGGUCUGUUCAACGAGCUGGCCAGCUCCUUUGAACAAGAUGAGGAGGAAAAGAGAGCAAAACUCUCUCUCCCUGCACCCAACUCUGUGGCUUUGGACAUGAGCCUGCAGACGCCAUCAGAGGUGAAGGUGAAAGAGGAGGAUCCUGUAGAGGUCGACUCCUCGCCGCCUGGCAGCCCUGAAUCUAUCUCCGACAUGUCAGACAGCAGCAGAGAACCUCUGGUAAAAGGACAGGACACACCACCCAGGAGUUCAGCCCCCACUCCAACUAUUGUGCGUCCAGGUUCCCUCCCACUACACCUUGGCUUCGAUGCCCUUCAACCCACCAUGCCGUCACCCACCUCUGUCAUCACACAAGCACCACCUUCCAAUCGAACUCUGGGCUCUCCGACCAGCCACUACCCCAUGAUGAUGCUUCCCUCUGGUCAGGCAGUUCCUGUGCUUCCUGGUCCAGGACAUAUUCCCUCUGUCAUUAAUCUUGUCCGACCCAUGUGUAUGGUACCCAACAUUCCUGGGAUCCCAGGUCCUCCUCUGGGAGGCAGCAGCAGCGGCUCUAACUCCCCCUCCGGCUACAGCAUCCACUCAGAGGCCAAGAUGCGUCUGAAGGCUGCACUGUCACAGCAGAGCCCAUCAGGACACAGUAUGGGGAUCAUGGCCAUGGGUGGCAGCCCAAUGAUCCCUCAGAGAGCAGAGCAGAGCCAGCUGCUCGUCCAGCAGCCAGAUGCUCCAUCACCUGCACAACCUCAGGUAUCUCCAGCACAGCCAACAGGUGGGCGGCGGCGGCGGACACUAGACGAUGAUCCAGAUGAGCGAAGGCAGCGCUUCCUCGAGAGGAAUCGAGCUGCGGCAUCGCGCUGCAGACAGAAACGCAAACUGUGGGUCAGUUCUUUAGAGAGGAAGGCUGAGGAUCUCUGCAACCUCAACGUCUCACUGUCGAAUGAAGUGUCUCUGUUGAGGAACGAAGUGGCCCAUUUGAAACAGCUGCUGCUGGCCCACAAGGACUGUCCUGUGACCACCCUACAGAAGAAGACUGCCUACUUAGCUGCAGAAGAGAGCAUGAAAGACACCUCAGAGCCCACAGGGUCCCCUGCCCCAGUGAUCCAGCACAGCUCUUUGGCGCACAGCCCUUCUGCAGGGCAUAAUGGUCUGAGCUCAAGGGCAGCAGCUGAGGCCAUGGCUAUGUCUGUGCUGGCAGGAAUGGGUCAGCAUCAGAGGUCUGAGAGUGGACCCUCUCACAUUAUCAUGGCUGCACAAUCUCAAUCUGCUGCCAGAUGAUGAGCGAUUCCACCACGGCCCAGAAUUGGCUCACACUCAUUUCCCAGGGGUACAAAAGGGCAGCAGAUCCCCAACCUCCUCCCUCUUGAAUCUAGAAGUGAAAAUUUUGUAACCCCACCCAGCCCCACCCACCCCCA